AUGGAACUAGUAGUUCUAGUGAGAGACAUAGGGAAGGAAGAGAAAUAAGCAGACACGAACAUUGGCAGCCACUAGGAAUUUAAAUCGCCUUGGUAGCAGGAGGCUGGAAGAAAGGACAGAAGUAGCUCUGGCCAUAAUGGAGGUUUUACUGGACCUGAUGCUCUUGAGCCACCUGACGGUGAUCGCCUGUGGCCAUCCCAUCUUGGAAGCACCAGAGAAUAUGACAGGACCUUGGAAAGGAGAUGUGAAUAUUCCUUGUACCUAUCAUCCCCAGAAGGGCUAUACCCAAGUCAUGGUGAGAUGGGUGGUACGACGUGACUCGGACCCAGUCACCAUCUUCCAACGUGACUCCUCAGGAGACCAUAUCCAGCAAGCAAAAUACCGAGGCCGCCUGCAUGUGAGCCAGGAGGUUCCAGGGGUUGUAUCUCUCCAACUGAAUAGUUUGGCGAUGGAUGACAGGAGCCACUAUACCUGUGAAGUUACCUGGCAGGCCCCUGAUGGCAACCAAGUGAUAAGAGAUAAGAUCAUUGAUCUCCGCAUCCAGAAACUCCCUGUCUCCAAACCUACAGUGACAACAGGCAGCGGUUAUGGCUUCACUGUGCCCCAAGGAAUGAGGAUUAGCCUUCAAUGCCAGGCUUGGGGUUCUCCCCCCAUCAUCUAUGUCUGGUACAAGGAACAAGAUAAUAACCAGGAACCCAUCAAAGUGGCAGAUUUGAGUACUUUACUCUUCCAGUCUGCAGUGGUGGCUGACUCAGGCUCCUAUUUUUGUACUGCCAAGGGCCGUGUUGGCUCUGAGCAACGCAGCAACAUUGUGAAGUUUGUGGUCAAAGAUUCCUUAGAUCCAUUUGAAAUCACGAAUGAUACACCUACAACCAUAAAAUCUCCAAUGAAAGCAACAUCUACAUUAAAUCCAUCCUGGAACCAGACUGCUAAAAUAAAUGUCUACUUUGGGGAGACCACUGCUGGGCCAAAGAAAGGAAGGGGCUUGCCUAUGUUUGCCAUCAUCCUCAUCACUUCCUUGUGCUGUAUGGUUGUCAUCACCAUGGCUUUUAUCAUACACUGCCGGAAGACAUCUCAACAGAAACAUGACUAUGAAGUUAACAGUAGGCUCUUGGGCCAUUGGGUGCAUGCUGGAGAAGGCAGUAACUCCGGAGAAACCAUGAGAGUGACCAUCUUCACAACUGGCUGCUCCAGCGACAAUCAAGUUUCCCUAGCUGUGGGCAAUGACUACUCUGAUGAAUCCUGAAUGGACUGGAAAUAUGAGAUCAUCACCUAGAUCAACAUUAACUAUUCCUGUUUGUUGCAAACAAUACUCUCAAAUAAUAAUCUUCUGGCCACUGAGAGCAAGAGUAUCUGUUAAAAUGUUUCACUAGGUCAAGUUGUGCUGACAUAAUUACCUAGUCAGUUCCUGCCUUUGGUAUGGCCUCUUUUCUUGCUAAUUCUCUUCCUGAAUAGCCCAAAGUGUCUCUUCUGCCAAUAUUGGAGUCCCUGGAAGUGGCUGCCUUUGCCUAAGAAUUUUCCAUAUUCACCUCAAGCAAGCCAGCUGUGGGAUUUUGUCCUAAACCCUUCUAGUAUCUCCACCUGGGAUUUUUACUGUUCUUUUUCAAACACCAGAGAAAUGUCCACAGAAGUAGGGCUUGGUCAUCAUACUUCUAUACACCACCAGAAGAGUAGAGGAAGCUAAACUCUGCCACUUCAAGAGACCAACUAUGCGCAGGAUCAUCUCUUUCUCCAGGGGCAACCACUUUUGAGAUGUCAUAUCUCAAGCCAUAAUUUUGUUCUGCUCUGUAUUGUGAAUCAAUUGCUCUAGUACUCUUUCAGUGCUCAAUAAACUUCUCAUCAUGA
Messenger RNA from Fukomys damarensis (Damara mole-rat), 1845 nucleotides. It is a transcript of the gene Vsig4, whose product is annotated as V-set and immunoglobulin domain containing 4. The record is from RefSeq and is a predicted model, not a curated record. Bases 137 to 1246 code for a protein of 369 amino acids. Gene Ontology annotation, biological process: negative regulation of macrophage activation; negative regulation of T cell proliferation; negative regulation of interleukin-2 production. The transcript is spliced from 8 exons. Lineage: Eukaryota; Metazoa; Chordata; Mammalia; Rodentia; Bathyergidae. Gene Ontology annotation, molecular function: complement component C3b binding.